Molecule: messenger RNA, 4962 nt
Organism: Dermacentor albipictus
Lineage: Eukaryota; Metazoa; Arthropoda; Arachnida; Ixodida; Ixodidae
Gene: ko
Product: Stork-head domain-containing protein knockout
Biological process (GO): regulation of transcription by RNA polymerase II
Cellular component (GO): cytoplasm; nucleus
Molecular function (GO): RNA polymerase II transcription regulatory region sequence-specific DNA binding
Source: RefSeq, a predicted model, not a curated record
UGCGUCGAUUCUGGCGGCCCCCGAGGCACACAGCCACCGGUCGCCCAAGGCGAAGACCUGCGCGUUGCAGCCGUCGGCCGCUGCGCGUCGCCAGCCGCCCCGCCGUCGUCGGCAGCGGGCCACCGCGACGCGAGGGCCUCCCCCCUCGCCCCGGCGUCUCCCGCGCCUCUCCCACCGGGGCGAGCGGGGGGAGCCCAACCUGUCCGGAGUGGCGGGCAGAAGCAGCAGAAGCGCGUCGGGCCGGUCGGCGUGUGGCAGCGGCGGGAGCAUCGAGAGGAGCCGAGCGUGCGUGAGGAUAUUGUUGGUGGUGCGCGCGCGACGCAAGCGGCGGUGCUCGUUGGUGUGCUGACGUGCCAUGUGAUCGGUGCUGGUGCUGCGAUGGCACCGCGACCGGAGGACAGGCGCCGCUGCCUGCUGCUGGGCAACUGCCUGGUGGUGGUGUGUCGCCGGGUGGGCAGCGACGACGACCAGGAUGAGGCGUCGGCCCAGGACAGGGCGGGCCCGCCCGGUUGGUCCCUGUUCCGCGGCUUCGUCCACGAAAACGCGCAAUGCUUCUGGAACCAGUGCCUGGUGCAGAGCGUCGCCUGCCUGGAAUACCGCGGCUACCUGAUCCCUUCGACCAUCUUCGUUUCCGGCAACGAGUACACACUCGAAGUGGUGCGCUCCGCCUGGUCCCGCCGGGUGCUGCGUCCGCCGGUCGGAUACGAGAUCCAGAAACUCGGUGACGUGUCCUCGGUGGAGAUGGUGCAGGUGCUACAGACGCAGUUCGCACCGCUAGCCGAGGCGUUGUGCAAGGCCGUGUUCGACCUCACAUCGCGCGGCUCGACGGCCACGCUGGACACCAUAUCGGCGCAGCUGGGACAGGCCUUCCCGGCCAUUGAGAGGCCUGGCGCCGACGUCGUCUACAGGGCGCUCGGGGCGCUCAUCCGGGAGCGCAGGCUCUACCACACGGGCCUCGGAUACCAGGUCGCGGCCCCGGACACUUUCCUGCAGACCUCCCCAUCGCCGGUGCCCACCGAGCGGCCCAUGCUGCUCACCAACGAAGAGGCCAUCUCGCGGCUCCACGGAAGUCCAGCGCACACCACGGACGAGUCGGCGGCCGACGGGAGCACCCUGGAGCGCAGCGCCUCCAUGCGCCUGCUGCGGACCCGCGCCGGCGCCUCCGACGAGGGACUCGCGGCGCCCGGCAGCCGCCUGAGUCGCAGCAGCUCGGUGCGCCUGUGCCGCUCGUCGCCCGCGCACGACGGACUCGUGCCCGCGACGCAGUCCACGGGAGCUGGCGGCAAGCGGCACCAGGACACCGGCGCGAAACGCGACGGGAAGUCGUCCAUGUUCAGCCGCUGGUUCCGGCGCAGCCGAUCCGAGAAGCGUUCCUCGGGCGAGUGCAAGAAGCAGCUGUCCAGCUUCUCGGCGCAGUUCCCACCGCUCGAGUGGAGCGACCCGGACUACGCGCGAUUCCACUCGCGCGCCACGCAGACCAGCGCCGCCGUCGUCACUCAGCAGCAGGACACGCACCCAUACGCCGCCCUGCUCAAGCCGAGGUCGUCGAGCACGAAUCGAGCCCGCGAGCGACACUCCAGCAACGGGGACACUCCGGACGCAAGCCUGGACCGCUCGGACCGGCGGUCUCGCAGUUCGAGAGGAUACUACCGAGGUCCCCGCAAGGCGGCAGCCCUAGCGGCUGCUGAGGACCUGGACUCUUCUGGCACGCUACUGUACCGACACCGCAGCGCUUCUCCCGCUGCGCGCCGCAACAACCACAGCCAGAACAACGGGUCGCGCCACGGCAGUGCGCUGGCGCAGUCGGCAGCCACCAACCGACGCCUGCCGUCGACGGCCGAGAUCAGAACCCCGCCGCUGUCUCGCCGUGCUUACCGCCACCAGAGGGCCUUGCCGCCGCUUCCUGUCGAGAGGCUGAACAACGGCGGCCUCCGGCAGGACGACCAGAGGUACAGACCGCCAAACUUCACCAACAACGCCCUCGAGAAGCCCGGUGCGGGUGAGGAGCUGCCGCCCAGCGGUAAGCCGCAACAGCCUUCCGACUACACCAACAACAACAGGUUACCAAGACCAGGACCUGUGCCUUUGGCCACGUUUGAAGCCCGCCGAAGCAGCAUCGCCGGAACGACCUUGGACAUCGACAACGUAGCGACGUCCAGGAUCCGAGCGGAGGCGCAGCGAAACGCCCCGACGGCCUUCUCCAUGAAGAAUCUGCAGCAGCAGCCGUCAGCGGCCGCGUUUCCAAUGCGCGGAGGCGCACACAUCAGCGCUGAUGACCUCAAGAACUUGCACAAGGCGGAGGACAAAGUUGAACCGCGUCCGAUCGCCGCCAUUAAGAACCUUCAGUGCGGACCCAUAGUCAUCAGCAAGGUGCCUCCACAGCCACAAGUAAUCGAACCCCGACGGACAACGACCACUACGACUUUUACGACGACGGACACAGUCACGCUGAAGAACAUACAGAACCUGAGCUCGGUGGCUGACCUGGAUAAGACCAAGCCUUCACCGCAGACUCUCAAGAACCUUCAGCCAUCGACCAACACGACUACGGUGUCUAUCAAGCAGACAAACGGAAAAAUCGACGACGACGGUGGCGAGAAUACCAAGAAGAUCGCAACGAACCUGAUCCUGGAGGAGAAGAUCGAGGCCCAGAGGAAAAGCGGAGCUUCAUCCCCGUCUGUUGCCGGGCCAAUCAAGAAAAUUGUCGAGGAGAAGUCGGUGCAGUCGACGCUUGAGUCCACUGGCAAGAUGGGAAACCUUAAGAGCACGGUGGAUGUUAACAUGGAGUUGGUCACAGAAGUGGGAAGCUCGAGGACCGUAACCAACAUCACCACUUCACUGCAGCACGCGCUCCCCAAGGCUAUUCCUGCGGAGCCCUCUGGCCAGGACCCGUGCAACAAGUCAUCGGCUGCCGCUGGCAAAACAAUAAUCAAGACAUCUAAGCCAACCAAGAUGAACGGCAACGGAGGCGGCUACACGCCCAUGAGGGCCAAGCUAGCUGAAGCCAAGGCGGCGUUCUUCGCCGACUCGGCCAAUAAAGGCAGCGCCGACGACAGCGGUUUCGUGUCCACCUCCCCGCAACCAGUUCCCGUAUAGGAAAACACUGCAAUCGCACCCGUUUAUCUGCUCCAGAAGAAAGUAGCAAGAGCUCACUUGUCGGCAAAGCACCAGCGCAUGAGUGCACGUCUUCGGGCUUCUGCGCACGCUGGAGCGGCGACAGAUCGACGCCGGGUGGUGCAUGUAUGUUAAUCCUCCAGCAGCCGCGACGGACGCUUGCUUGUGACACCUGGGCGACCACUAUGCGGUGUGCGCAGAAGAGAUGGAUGGCCCGGAUCGGAAGUCGAACACGUGCCACACAGAAUUGAACUUACUCACGGCUAAUGCAUGACGCUACACGAGUACCGCUUGUAAGACUCACGAAGUGCCUUCCUCUGCCUGUCGAUGUGGUGAACCGCGAGUGUAUUGCGCUGACCGAGAGUAAUACUGCCUCUCGGAUAUGAGCGACCUCUCGUGCCUAAUUACUGUGCACACUGUAAAGCUUAUUAACACCAACGUGCGUAGCAAGCUUUUGCUUAAGACGAUACUUUUGAAUAGCGUAGGUCCCGAGUGUUCACGUGCACCUGCACUCGUAGAGGCGAACCUUAAAGCUAUCUUACUGUCUUACUUAGGUUGUUCAGUACAUCGGCCAUACCAGAAACGUCUUACUUAGACUGUUCAAUAGACCGGCCAUACCACAAACUCAGUGGUUAAAUGUAGUAGCCUCACUUAAAUGCUCGACCACCCGAAAGCCGAUUUUGGACGUCACUAGCUGACUCCGAAAUUGACGGCUUUGUGCAGACGGUCCUUAACUCAGUGUCCGGGCGUUUCCGCUAUGACUGCACCAGCUCCUGUACUACUAACGAUUUAUUUUUCCCGUCUCUGUACAUUUCUGUUACCACUGCGAAACGGUUUAGAGUUGGAACCCUACAUCAUUUCCCCUUUAAAUAUAUCGCUAAUAAUUUAAACUAGAGCACGCUGGUUCUUUAUGUGAGUAACGACUACAUAACGAAACAAACGAAAAAGUACGCGCUGACAAUAGCAUGUCGUCAAAUUAUGCCGUUCAACGGGGAGCAGAUCUUUCCCACAGAGCAAGGGCGGCGUGCUGUGCACGGAAGCAGGAUACAAGGACGUGGUACUUAAAGGAGCACUAGGGCGAAAGAAGAGUGAGAAAGGAGGUGAAGGCUUCUUUGCUCGUCUUGUAGCCGCGUUGUACAAGGCAGCAAAGAGCGGUCGUGUUUCGCGAUAAACCGCCCUGCGGUCCCUGGCUCUCGUUCAGAGUUACGCAGCGCUGACGACGCCGUGAGUCACGGGACCUCGGGCUCGUGCUCGUGCCACGAGGCGCGAAGUAUUCGGGAGCGUUAGGGCGCCGAAGCGGUAGCUAGCUUAGUGAUGUGUGCGCACGCCGCCGCUUGGCGCUAGUUCACUUGUCGCUCUUCGUCGGCCUCGCGAGCUGUAGUACAAAAGCAAGCGCCUGCCUGGCUCGGAGUUGAUUUGAGCUGCGCCAGUCUACCUUGCGCAUGAAUCGCCAGUCCUCUCGCUUCCUACCGUGCUCCUAUUCUCAUGUGUGAGGUGUGGCGAACCGGACGUAAUAUUACGCCUCGUUGACCUCCCUGCCCUUUCGUCUUUUCUUUAUCUUAAGUGAAGCCGGUUGUCGUGCGCACACACACACACACACACACACACACACACACACACACACACACACACACACACACACACACACACACACACACACACACACACACACACACACACAUAUGUAGUAAACUAUGUGCGUGUCGUAAAAAUGGCUGUUUAAUUUACGCGUAAGUGCGUACGGUCGGCACAAAUAUAUAAAGCUUGCUAGCGGACCGAGGCCGUUCAGUUAACAAAGAAGAAAAAACACUGAUUGACAACGCAGCCCGGUGCCGUUCUCUUCUUGGU